Molecule: messenger RNA, 888 nt
Organism: Penicillium brevicompactum
Lineage: Eukaryota; Fungi; Ascomycota; Eurotiomycetes; Eurotiales; Aspergillaceae
Product: alpha/beta hydrolase
Exons: 2
Coding region: 1-888 (295 amino acids)
Molecular function (GO): hydrolase activity
Source: RefSeq, a predicted model, not a curated record
AUGACCUCCAACCGUAUCAACAUUCAAAUCCCAACCUCUCACGGACAGGCGCCCCUCAGCAGCUGGCUCUACCCAAGCCCAUCGAAAUCCAAAUCAGCAAUAAUCCUCGCCCACGGCCUAGGCGGAACAAAAGAACUCAAACUAUCCAACUACGCGACCUCAUUCCAAAAAGCAGGCUACACAUGCGUCGUCUUCGACUAUCGCUGCAAUGGCGAGACGGCAGGACACCCUCGCGGACUGGUAGAUUGGAAGAUGCAGCAAGAAGAUUGGAAAUCGGCCAUUGACUAUACACGACAAUUGGAAGGUGUUGAUGGUGAUUGUGUCGCGCUGUUUGGAACUUCGUUUAGCGGUGGACAUGUUAUUCAGCUCGCUGCGGAGGAUCAUCGUAUUCGAGCUGUUAUCUCUCAGUGCCCUUUUACGGAUGGCGUGAGGAGUUCGAUGUGUGUUGGACUUAGGGCUUUGCCGGGGUUGAUUUGGGCGGGGAUGAAGGAUACUUUGUUCGGAGACACGACUGUUAAACUUGUUGGGGCUCCUGGGGAAGUUGCGUUGAUGAAUGCUCCUGAUGUAUUGAAGACUUUCCCUCCGCUUGUGCCUGAUGGGUAUGCGUUCCAGGAGGAUGUUCCUGCUCGUUUGGUUAUGCGGCUUCCUUUUUUGAGACCGGGGAGUUAUGCUUCGAAGGUACAGUGUCCUAUCCUAUUUGGGAUUUGUGGAAGGGAUUCUGUUGCACCGCCGGGUCCGACGAUUUCGUAUGCGAAGUCUGCGCCGAAGGGUGUUAUUAAGAUGCAUGGUGAUGUGGGACACUUUGAGAUUUACUAUGGUGAAGCUUUUGAGAGGGCUAUUAGAGAAUACCUCGGGUUUUUGGAGACGAAUCUUCCAAUUGACGUCUAA